AUGGCGUUGUCAGCUGCACCCGGUCCCGCACAUGACUUCGAGUUUGACCACGAGGUUGACGAUGAUUUUGAUCCUAUCUUUCCCCCUGAUUUCGAUCCUGACCAGGAGAUCGAGUUCAUUCACUUGGAACAGCCUUUAGAGGCGCCCGUAGAUCCUAUUGAUCCUUUGUUUGACAUGCCAGCUGAUUUUGAUAUGGAUCUUGUUGACCCGGAGCCUGUCGUGGCCCCAGAGCCUGUAGCUGCUCCUGAUCCUGCACUAGAGCAUGACCUUGUUCAUGACGAUGCACCAGCCAUUGCACCUCUUGUUGAUGAUAUACCCAUUGCUGACCCACCAGUUGUUGCACCACCGUUGGUGGAUGAUCCUGUCGUUGAUGCGCCGUUACCUGCUCCCGUGCCGGUACUGUUUGACCGUGCACCUUUUGCUGCUCAUAUAGAUCCACGAUAUGCCGACACCCACAACGGGUGGAUCGAUGACGAUUACCCACCAUUUGUGUUUCCUGUUACACCUUCAGUAGCCCCCGUUUUAGCACCCCCUGACAUCCCGUUGUUUCCCCCACACACCACAGACGCACACCGCACUGAUCUCCCUAUUACGUUCCUCUAG
Molecule: messenger RNA, 603 nt
Organism: Helianthus annuus (common sunflower)
Lineage: Eukaryota; Viridiplantae; Streptophyta; Magnoliopsida; Asterales; Asteraceae
Product: early nodulin-75-like
Exons: 1
Coding region: 1-603 (200 amino acids)
Source: RefSeq, a predicted model, not a curated record